This is a messenger RNA of Penaeus indicus, 3347 nucleotides long. Its product is annotated as DNA (cytosine-5)-methyltransferase 3A-like. Bases 1 to 3186 code for a protein of 1061 amino acids. Gene Ontology annotation, cellular component: nucleus. The transcript has 19 exons. Lineage: Eukaryota; Metazoa; Arthropoda; Malacostraca; Decapoda; Penaeidae. Gene Ontology annotation, molecular function: methyltransferase activity. The record is from RefSeq and is a predicted model, not a curated record.
AUGAGCAAUAUACUUAGCAAUGGACUGUGUGAUGUAGAUAGGAAUAUAACAGAUAUAAAUUGUAACAGCCAGUUUCCAAAAAUGGAAGAAAUGGAUGCAAGUUCCUUUGAAGGUUCAGAGGAAGGAGUCACAAAACAAUCAAAUUUAUUAUGCAAGCUAAAUAAAGAAGCUUUUAUUGAAGAAUUAGCUGAAGAACAAAGUAGGUCACUGAAAAUCACAGGCCAUGUUUGGGCCAUUGCAGGCAGAGAACACCAAAAUUCUGAAGACAUUUAUAUAAAUCUUGGAAAUAGCAGUGAGACAAAUUCUAGCUUUAGUGGAUUUAAUGAACCAGAUUAUCAAGACAAAAGUACUGAAACCAAUUCUAGCUAUAGUGAAUUUAGUAAAUCAGGUAACCGGGAAAAAAGCACAGGAGAAAAGUCAACAGAUUCUCAGAAGUCACAAUCACCCAAGAAAAAACGCCAUCUUGCUAUAAUGAGACCAACUAUGUCUGUGUUGAAGAGAGAGGAGUCAAGGAAAAUUGUAAGGCCUAAAAAGAGCGGCACCUUAGAUCCCAGUUUGGUAACAACCGCAGACACAGGGAGAUUUGUGUGGGCCAAGAUUGCAGGUUACAGGUUUUGGCCAGGUGUGAUCAUCAGUCAUGAGGCUUGUGGGACCAAACCUCCAUCACAUGAUAAAGUUUGGGUCUUUUGGUACGGUGAUAAUAGAGUGUCAGAAGUAAGUAAGAUUCUCAAAUUUAUAGAGUUGACAUUGGCAAAGUACGAGAUUUUGGAAAAAACUUUUGCUCUGAAUAUAGUAAUAUUUCAUCCAGUAAUGUACUUACAUCUGCAGUUAUUGAAUGACUUUUGCUCUGAAUAUAGUAAUAUUUCAUCCAGUAAUGUACUUACAUCUGCAGUUAUUGAAUGCCUCAAAGAGUGUCGCCACAGAGCAAAAUUGGAAACUUUGCCUUCAAGAAAAUCUCUUCUUCAAUGGGCAAAAACAUUUUUCUCAGAAUCAGCUGAUGCUUGGAUGAAGUUGUUACCCAAAGAAGAUACACCACUCAUUGCCAGAACUGAGCAGACUUUAAAGAGAAUAAGGAAGACACAGCUGAGAGAGUAUGCCUCAGGUUCUUCAAAUAAUGGCUCCUUAUCAGUCUCAUCAUCUUCCUAUGAAAGUGAUCAGUCGUCUGAUCUGGAAGCAAUGAGAAAACUAAGAGAAAAAGCAUCACUCAUAAGGGAAAUACACAGUGGCACUCGUGACAUAGAAACCAUAUGUAUUGCCUGUGAUAAUGUAAAUGCUGUGGUUUCUGUACCUCAUCCAUAUUUCAAUGGUGGUGUUUGUGACCAGUGCAAGGAUGAUGUUGAGGAGAGUACACUGGCAGUAGGUCCAGAUGGUGUACGUACAUACUGUGCAGUGUGUGGAAGUCCAGGGGAGAUAAUGCUGUGUGACUAUCCAAUGUGUAACAAAGUAUACUGCACAGGCUGUGUAGAGCUUUUAGUUAACCCAGAUGCAGUGGCCCGGAUCUUAAAAACAGAUCCAUGGCAUUGCUUCCUAUGUGAUCCAUAUGACCCUAGUACACAUGGCCUUAUCAAACCUAGGCCUGACUGGGAAAAUAAGGUUAGAUACAAUCAGAAUGAAAUGGAUCCAAACUGUCAAAAACCUCAGGAAUUUGAGGAUGCUCCUCCAGACAUAUCUUUCCCUAAGCGACCUAUAAGGGUUCUUUCUCUCUUUGAUGGAAUUGGGACAGGAUUUCAUGUCUUGGAUAAACUAGGCAUCGAAGUUGAGGUGUACUAUGCGUCAGAAAUUGACGAAGCAGCUCAGAAUGUAUCGGAAACCAAUUUUGGCUCUCGUAUUACCUGGAUUGGGGACGUAACCACUUUUACGGACAAACAGAUUACUGAACUUUGCCCUAUUGAUUUAUUGAUAGGGGGGUCACCAUGUAAUGAUCUCAGUUAUGUAAAUCCUAAUAGAAAAGGUCUUUUUGAUCCCUCUGGUACUGGAAUUCUAUUUUUUCAUUUCUUUAGAGCACAGAAGGUCAUAGAGGCGAAAAACUCUGGCACUCACCUGUUUUGGAUGUAUGAAAAUGUUUUGAACAUGCCUCGAGAAUUCAAGAAACAUAUUAGCUUAUUCUUACAGAGAGAGCCAGCAGUUAUAGAUGCCAAACACUUCUCAGCACAAUGUCGUCCUAGGUGCUUUUGGGGGAAUAUACCAGGUAUGUAUAACCCAAUACCUUCCCAUCUCCUAAAGAAGAAAUUCCAUUUACAUGAGUAUCUUAAUAAGAUAGGUAAUCGUGAAGCACUUGUGGACAAAAUCAACUGCAUAACGACUAACCCAGCUUCUCUGAAACUUGGAUCUAAUGUAGAGUGGCCUAUCCGUAUGAAUGACCAUGGGGAUACACCAUGGCUUACUGAGAUUGAGAAGAUCUUUGGGUUUCCUUCCCAUUAUACAGAUGUAGGAAACACAUCGUUAAAGGAAAGGCAAGCAUUACUAGGGCGGUCAUGGAGUGUACCAGUAAUUGAACACAUACUUCAGCCUCUUACAAAGUAUUACUUGGUUAAGACAGAGAAUGCCAUUGUAGAUGAGAAUGAUAAAGAAGGAAAUGAACCCAGAGAAGAACCUGAUUUGAAAAAUUUGUCUGUAGUUGAUGCAGGACAUGAGAUUUUACUUAACCCCAACACUGAAACUGAAAAUUUAGAUAAAUGUCAGAUUGUAACAGAAGUAAGGAAAGAUAAGGUCUCUAGGCCAGAAAUGGAAAAUGUAAAUUUUAGUAAGAAUUUAUUGUAUCAUCCUAGACCUUUGAAUCCUGUAAGUGCAAACUGUCCGUCAGAAGGUAUAAAGAGAAAGAAGAAAUACAGUAAAUCAGUGAUAAAGAGUAAAUGUUGUGGACGAAGAGAGAGCUCUUCUGAUAUACCAAAGAAAACAAAGUUUGAUGGGAAAUCAGAAGGUAUUACAGCUACUGAGUUUGUAGACUUUUCAGGGUUUGGAGAAGAGCUAAAUGAAACAAAUAUGGCUGAAAGUGAUAACGACCCUUUGUUUAUUUUGAUUCCCAAAGAAAAAACUAUGGCACUGCUCUCAGAUUCUAAAGGCAUAUCAGGAAAGACCAUGCCUCCUGUAUUUGAAAGAAUUAGUGCAGCUCAGAGUCCAAGUGAUGCUGGUUUUGAUGCUGACAUUUCCUCAGAAUACAAUGGUGAUGUUUUAAGUGAUCCAUAAUUGUGUAUGUAGUAAUUGUUGUUGCAUGAAACUUUGUAAAGUAAUUGGAAAAUUAUUGCAUAUGUUAAUGCAAUUUUCUCCCCAAAAAAGUAACACAUAAUACAAAAGUAAUUUUAAGAAUUGUAUAAAAUUAGCAUCUGUUAUUAGAUUACAGCUGUUUA